Molecule: messenger RNA, 759 nt
Organism: Eucalyptus grandis
Lineage: Eukaryota; Viridiplantae; Streptophyta; Magnoliopsida; Myrtales; Myrtaceae
Product: basic salivary proline-rich protein 4
Exons: 1
Coding region: 1-759 (252 amino acids)
Source: RefSeq, a predicted model, not a curated record
AUGGACAAAUCACCCUCCGGAACCAAGUCCUCCGACCAAAAGCAGGACGUAGUGAUCCAGGAUCAGGGAGAUGCGUCCCCCCCAGCCACGCCGCGUGCUGGAACCGGAGGGACUGGUGGCGGUUCUUCUGCUGUGCCCCCUGGUGCCGGCAGUGGCAAUCCUCCUCCUCCCUCGUCCCCGGCAGGGAGCCCAAAGGAUGGCGGCGAAGGGGGAAGGACCAUGAAGCCGCUGAGUGCAAAGGGGAAAGAACCGGCCCUCACAGCCGGUUCCUGCGCCACUGCUGCAGGGUCUCCUCCACCCCCAGGCGAGAGCCUGGAAGGCGGAAAAGCAGAAGGGGAGGGCCUCCAAAAGAAGAGGAAGAAGCCGGCGUCUGACGAUCCAGAAUUGCCGAAGCUGUGCAGCAUCUGUAGUAAGCCGUUCAACGGCUGGAAGGGACUCUUCGGACAUAUGCGCAGCCACAAGGACCGGCCGUGGCGGGGCGUCUUCCCUCCGCCGAUAUCACCUCCAAAGGAGCAGGGGCAUGGAGAGCAGGCGGAGGAACUCACAUCGACCUUGUUGGACAUAGGGCAGAGGAUUCUGGCCGAACAAAAGGGGUGCGAGACCGAGGGUGAUGGCAGCGCCGUGGCUGAGGGCAGCGCUUCUUCUUCGUCUUCGUCAGCAGAGGCUCGGAGGAAGAAGAUCCACAUGAUGUUGGAUCUGAAUAAGGAAGCACCCGAAGAUGGUGAUGAAGAGGGAGGUGGCGACAACGGUGGCGCUUAA